This is a messenger RNA of Camelus dromedarius (Arabian camel), 651 nucleotides long. It is a transcript of the gene SIVA1, whose product is annotated as SIVA1 apoptosis inducing factor. Gene Ontology annotation, molecular function: CD27 receptor binding. Gene Ontology annotation, biological process: extrinsic apoptotic signaling pathway. Bases 59 to 577 code for a protein of 172 amino acids. NCBI's taxonomy places the organism in Eukaryota, Metazoa, Chordata, Mammalia, Artiodactyla, Camelidae. The record is from RefSeq and is a predicted model, not a curated record. The transcript is spliced from 4 exons.
UGACGUCACGCGCGACCGAGGCGCGGCGAGGGAGCUGCGCCGCUCUGGGCCAGCGGCCAUGCCCAAGCGGGGCUGCCCGUUCGCGGACGCGGCCCCGCUGCAGCUCAAGGUGCGUGUGGGUCCGCGGGAGCUGAGUCGCGGUGUGUGCGCCGAGCGCCUCUCGCGGGAGAUCUUCGAGAAAACCACACAGCUCCUCUUCCGCGGGGCCCAGACCUACAUGGACCACACAUGGGAGGAGGUCUGUGCCAUCGUCGACACGCCGGAGUCCCCAAAGCCUGGCCCCAUGGAAGCCCCUCGCGCUGCACGUGGGCAGAUGCUGAUCGGACCCGACGGCCGGCUGACCAGGAGCCGAGCCCCGGCCUCUGAAGCCGACCUGGCCGGGGCAGCCUGCUCGUCGUGCGUGCGAGCUGCAGACGGGAGGGCGGCAUGUGGCCAGUGUGAGCGCGCCCUGUGCGGGCGCUGUGUGCGCUCCUGUUGUGGCUGUGGCGCCGUGGCCUGCGCCCUGUGCGCCCUCGUGGACGGCAGUGACGUUCAUGAGGAAGUGCUCUGUGCCAGCUGUGCCAUGUUCGAGGCCUGAGGGCGGGAGUGGACGCCAGCCCUGCCCGGACGACCUGGUGGUGUCCACGCUGAGGAACUGUGGGGUGGGCGGGG